Cynara cardunculus var. scolymus (artichoke) is the source of this 1153-nucleotide messenger RNA. RefSeq lists its product as uncharacterized. Bases 90 to 533 code for a protein of 147 amino acids. NCBI's taxonomy places the organism in Eukaryota, Viridiplantae, Streptophyta, Magnoliopsida, Asterales, Asteraceae. The record is from RefSeq and is a predicted model, not a curated record. The transcript has 2 exons.
UUAUUUAUUCUCCGGCGACCGAAGCCAAGGUGUCUUCUCUUUCGUUCUAAAAGCAAUCAACGUCAGCAUUAAUCGACGUACGGCUGAAGAUGCCGACUUCUCAAUUUCCUGCCAACGCUUUGGGUGGUUGGGUUUCGAAAGUCGAUACGAGAAAUGAUGAAAGAAACCCAACAUCUUCGGCUAACAAACGUAAGCGUGAGCCGGUGGGUGAUGGCAACAUUAACGAUAAUGAAGAGAAAAAAGUGCAUGGUAUCGAUGAAAAUGUAGAACCAAGGGCAGGAGGUAUGAAAGAGGUUGAAAUGAAAGAUGCGGAAAUAAACGGAGGUAUCAAAGAAGUUGAGAUGCAAGAUGCUUCUGAGGUCGAGGAAAAGACGAUUGGUAAAGAAGUUGACGAGGGCAAAGCGAAUCACGAUGAUUAUAUGAGAUCGAAUCUUAAUGCAGCAGAUGGUUGUAAGCAUAAUCAAACUACAGAUAAAUCUGGAUGUCACGAGAAGCAAAUUGAAGGUGUUAUUUGUGACAAUGAAGGCAAGUGAAUAAGGACGAUUAUGUGAGAUCGAAUAUGAAUGUAACAGAUGACUGUAAGCAGAAUCAAACUACAGAUAAAUCUGAAUGCAAUGAGAAGCAAAUUGAAGGUGGUGUUCAUGACAAUGAAGGCAAAGUGAACGAGGGUGAUUAUCUGAAUGCUACUGAAGGCUGUAAGCAGAAUCAAACUACAGAUAAAUCUAAAUGCGAUGAGAAAGAGAUUAAUGUCGGUGCAUCUGGGCAACAAGCAUUGGGCGAGGUAGCGACGUUGUUGAAACAAGUGCAAGAGACGAGUGAUGAGAAAGCGAAGGUGGAGGUGGAUAUCAAAGUGAUCAAGGAAACGGAUGAUAACGGGGAUAUGAAGGAAAACGGCAACGAUAACGACCUAACGGCGACUCGGGUGAGUUGCCCAUGAUCAUACUUGUUUUUGGCUGUCUUUUAUGUAUUACGUGUUCGUUAGAGUAGAGACCAUGUAUGUGGAUUCCGAUCCAAGUUUUAUCGAAGUUUUUCCUAUCGGUUUUGUCCCCUUUUCUAGAACAAAAAACUUAUAUUAUGCUUUCCAUUUUGAUGGUUUGAUAGUAAUAAAGCAUAUUGGUAUCGAAAUUUUUUAAAUGGGUGUUAUAAAUUUUGA